UAUUACAUUGAAUUGUAUUAUUAAUGAAUUAAUUAUAAUUCUUUUAUAAUAUUAUAAAUUAAUUCAUAUUUAUUUAAUUGAUUAAUAUGCAAAUAACGUGUAUAGCUGUGUAUUUAGAAUUGUUUAAAAAUACUUACUUGUUAUUUUUAAUGAUAAUUUUCUUUAUUAACAUAUUUUAGUUUUAAAAAAAAUUAUUAAAUUUUAAACUUAUCUGUAUGCGUAUAUAUAAGAUUUGAAAUAUUUUCUUUGUAUUUGUCUAACAGUAUGUAGUUUUUUAUGUUACGAAAUUUAAAAAUUGGCGCCAUUUCGUAACCACGCAACAUUGUGAUACACAUCGUGCGUAUUAUAUAUAUAUAUAUAUAUUUGUUUUUGUGUUUGUAGCAUUGAGGUAUUGACGAACAACGUUCUUUACUUGAAGUAUUUUAUUAACUUUAUCGAUUAAAACUUUUCCAGGUUUUAUUCAAAUACGUCAUAAUGUGGCAAGAUAAAGAAAUAAGAUUCGAUGUAUUUUACAAUCAGAUGCAAUUAAGAGUUGGUGAAAUUAUGGUAGACAAACUCGAUAUGAUAGAAGAUACGAAAGGAAAUUCUGGCGACAAUGGAAGAUUAAUUGUAACGAAUUUACGAAUAUUAUGGCAUUCCUUAUCUUUACCAAGAAUUAAUUUAAUUCUUGUCAUUUUCACAGCUAUCGGUUUCAAUACUUUUGUUACAAUAAAUUCAAAAACUGUAAGCACAGUUAAAGGUGGACAAACACAAGCUUUACACAUUUUAACAUCUUUUCGGAAUAGUCAAUAUGAAUUUAUAUUCACAAAUUUAAAUUCAAUAAGUACUAGACAUUAUACCUCAGUUAUUGGUGUAUAUAGAGCUUAUACGUCAUCAAAAAUUUAUCGAGAAAUCAAAUUAAGAAGUGGUAUUGUCAAUGAAAAUAGAUUGACUCUGUUGCCACAUGAAAAAGUCCAUACAAGUUUGCCGGAUGUUUGGAAUUUAUCUGUUGAACAGGGAAAUAUCGGAACUUUCAUAGUUACAAAUAUUCGACUCGUAUGGUUUGCAGAUAUGAAUAAUCAAUUUAAUGUAUCAAUGCCAUAUCUAUCGAUUGCUAGUGUUACAAUUAGAAAUUCUAAAUUUGGAGCAACAUUAGUGGUAUUAAGCGACAAGGAUAAUAAUGAAUAUAUUUUAGGAUUUCGUAUAAAUCCAAUAGAAAAACUUAAUACUCUUCACAAAGAAAUUAAUAUAUUAGUAGCAGCGUAUAAGAAGUCACCGAUUUUCGGCGUAGAUUAUACUUUUGAAUAUCAGGGACCGAUGGAAGAAGAGAUUCAUCCAGAACGUUUCAACGAAAUACAAGAUAAUCAGGGUGAUAUUUCUGAUGUUAUUGGUUAUUAUUUUUUCGAAGGAGGUUCGACACAAAGGAAACCUAAUUUUUCAAAUUAUUUGGGAUUGGCCAUAGAAGAUCCUAGAGAAGGAAGUACUUUACAAAAUUUAUGGGAGCUUGUACCCUCGACGUAAUUGAUUACUCUAAGUGUUUGUGAUAAGAGAAUAUUUUCUUAUAUAAAUUAUAUAUGACGUAUA
Vespa crabro (European hornet) is the source of this 1563-nucleotide messenger RNA. It is a transcript of the gene BBS5, whose product is annotated as Bardet-Biedl syndrome 5 protein homolog. Gene Ontology annotation, biological process: intracellular transport; cilium assembly. Bases 475 to 1500 code for a protein of 341 amino acids. Gene Ontology annotation, molecular function: phosphatidylinositol-3-phosphate binding. Gene Ontology annotation, cellular component: BBSome; ciliary basal body. The transcript is spliced from 8 exons. Lineage: Eukaryota; Metazoa; Arthropoda; Insecta; Hymenoptera; Vespidae. The record is from RefSeq and is a predicted model, not a curated record.